UUCCACAUUUAACACUAAUUUUUUGCAUCACUAGCCUUUCUACGAAAGCAAAGACAUUUCUCUUUCUUCACCGCCACUCACGGCCGCCGUCAGCGUUCUCAGCUCGGCUUCCCAGACCUCCUCUAUACUCAAGUCUUCAAAGUUUGCUCCGAACCCAGACAUAAGCUAGUGAAGCCGAACCACAAAACAAAAGCGAAAAACACUCCGGUUCCUAUCGCCGGCCGUCGAACAGGUCUGUAGUUUUCUUAUCUUAUGGCGAUGUGUGUGGAAGACAGGAUCAGUAGUUUCCCUGAUCAUAUUCUUUGUCAUAUUUUGUCAUUCCUUCCCAUCGAAGAAGCAGUUCGAACCUCUAUUAUUUCAACCAAGUGGAGAUACCUCUUUGCUUCAAUUUCUACCAUUAAAUUUGAUGGUUAUUUAAUUAGUGGUUUGACUGAAAGAAAUCUUGACAGUUUCAAGAACUUUGUUGAUAGGUUAUUGAAAUUCCCCGAUCAGGUAAGUUUAGAUUGCUUUAGGCUAAAUGAUAUUAUUUCAUGGAAUGAUGAAGAUCAUAAUUUUGAUGUUUCUGAUUGGAUAUGUGCUGCACUGUGCCGUGGUGUUAAGGAAAUUGAUUUGGACUUAGAGAAUCUUGGGGAUAUUUUACCAGCUCUUUUAUUCACUUGCCACUCACUGGUGACGCUGAAAUUGGUUGCAGUAGGUUCUGAGAUUAAGGUCCCAUCUGACGUUUGUUUAGGGAAUCUGAAGACUUUGCAGCUUAUAAACUCGGAAUUUGUAGGUGAUUCCAUUCAUAGGUUAAUUUCGAAUUGCCAUGUCUUAGAAGAUUUGGCUUUUAUUAAUUGUGAUUUUGAAUAUUUGCGUGAGGAGGUCAAUAUCCAAAGUCCUUCGCUUAAGAGAUUGGUUUUAGUUUUUGAUCUUGUAGAAUUCGAAAAUAUAGAUUAUGUGGUGGUGAUUAAUGCUCCAAAUCUUGUUUAUUUUCAAUAUACUGAUACAGUAGUUAAAGGCUAUACUUUGACUAACAUGAAGUGUCUAGAAAAAGCCCAUAUUAACAUCUGGGAAAGUGAUUCCAUUGAUUGUGAAACAAGUGCAACUCAUCUUAUUCAAGGACUUCGCAAUGUGCGGUUUCUAAGUUUAACCACUGAUGAAGCGAUUUUCCUAACAAAUCGACUUCCUAUAUUUCACAACCUUAUUGAAUUCGAAUAUGAUAGUCAUGGUUUUGAUGGGAUAGAAACUUGGCUUGUGGAGUUUCUACAUUGUGCGCCUAAUCUAGAGACACUUACCCUCAAUUUUCCGGAUGUUGCAGGAACUCGACGGAAGGCUUUACCUAUAGAAGUUCCUUCUUGUUUGUCAUUUCAUCUAAAGGAGAUUGAAAUUUCAUGCUUUGAGACACAUAUAAUUGAAAUGGUUAGUUAUUUCUUGGAUAAUGCAAUGGUUUUGGAAAAUCUCAUAAUCAAAAUGAAGGGCAUGACUGUGACACAGAAAACGAAAGUCAUCAACCAAUUAUUGCAGUUACUAAAGAGUUCAAAGAAAUGUCUAAUUGUGAUUUUGUAGUACUGUUUUAUAUUAUGGUUAGAACUUAUCAGUGUCUGGUUUGGUUUUGUAUAGAUGUGUUGUUUGUAAUAUAUAUUUCACUGUUAAUAUCCGAUACAUUCACUAAUCGCAAUAGACUAUACCUGAUGGUUGGUUUAUAUGUAUGUGUGUAUGUAUACUUGUGUAUAUAAUGUAUUUUAGCCGAAAGUAGCCUUUGAAAUUGA
Gossypium raimondii (Peruvian cotton) is the source of this 1748-nucleotide messenger RNA. Its product is annotated as F-box protein At4g22280. Lineage: Eukaryota; Viridiplantae; Streptophyta; Magnoliopsida; Malvales; Malvaceae. The record is from RefSeq and is a predicted model, not a curated record. The transcript has 3 exons. The coding region runs from base 253 to 1545 and encodes 430 amino acids. Gene Ontology annotation, molecular function: protein binding.